Misgurnus anguillicaudatus (oriental weatherfish) is the source of this 2971-nucleotide messenger RNA. NCBI's taxonomy places the organism in Eukaryota, Metazoa, Chordata, Actinopteri, Cypriniformes, Cobitidae. The record is from RefSeq and is a predicted model, not a curated record.
GCAGGCGGACAGCCGCCUCACAGCUUCACUUUGAACACUUCAGUCUACAGAUCCUUGAGUCAAACUCAUGUGUGUCACCAUCAGCGAUUUAAGCGAUAUCACAAAAACAGUAGAUGUGAUAUAGUCCGGUCAGUUUUGGAUUAGGUGUGUUAAUCCUGCACUGGGAUUCAAUCUCGUUGUGUUUGGCUGAAGAAGAUGAACGGCUGCAGAUGGCAGAUUAGGGACUUUCGCGAAAAUAAUCACGCGUCCAGGCAGUCUGGGCCAGCUGAAGUAUUCCUAUGAAGUCCCUUUGACAUCUUUUCGGCCCCUCGGCUUCUUCCGGUGGCACCAGCAGCAGGAAUAAGGGAUGUCACAAGUAUUCCUUCUUCUGAGUCUGCUCAGUUGCUCAUCUUGCAUCCAGGUGUCAUCUGCUAUGUCCCUCAAAACCUUGAUGGAAAGAUGGUUGCUGUACCGAGACGAAUGCUUUCGAAAUAUUAGCAGAGAGCCACCACUGGCAGGUGUUGUGUGCAACAGAACGUUUGAUAAGUUUGCCUGCUGGCCGGAUGGGCUGCCGAAUAGCACAGUGGGUGUGGCCUGCCCCUGGUUCCUGCCCUGGCAUGAAGAGGUUCAACAUGGGCUGGUGUAUCUGGAGUGUGAUGCAGACGGACAGUGGAGUAAACAGAGGAACGCCAGUGAAUGUGUGUCACGUGACCCCACCCAAAACGUGCCACACUAUGGAAGAAUUCUCAGUCAAUUUCGGACGAUGUACACUGUCGGAUAUUCUCUGUCUCUCGGGGCCCUGGUGCUGGCGUUGGGCAUCCUGGUGGCAUUUAGGAAACUGCACUGCAUGAGAAACAACAUUCACAUGAACCUCUUCGCCUCUUUUAUCCUGCGAGCCUCUUCUAUUCUCAUCAAAGAUGCCAUGCUGGAAAGACCCGACUCCUUUCAUGUUGGUCAGGACAUCACCACUGAGCUGGAGGUGGAGUGGCUGGUUAAAAACGAGACGGCCGUUGGCUGCAGAGUUGCUGUGGUGAUGAUGCAAUACAGCAUCCUAGCUAACAACUAUUGGUUGCUGGUGGAGGGAAUCUAUCUGCACAGCCUUCUGGUGGUCACGGUGUUAACAGAGAGGAAUUACUUCGGCAUCUACCUGUGCAUCGGCUGGGGUGCACCUUUGAUAUUCGUGUUGCCGUGGGUGAUCGUGAAGUACAUCUAUGAGAAUGAAGAAUGCUGGGUACAGAACAUACACAUGGAGUACUGGUGGAUUAUUCGUUCUCCAAUCCUGUUGGCCGUCCUGAUUAACUUCUUCAUCUUCAUACACAUCAUUAAGAUCCUCGUGUCCAAACUGAGGGCGCACCAAAUGAGAUACUCUGACUACAAGUUUCGACUUGCUAAGUCAACCCUCACCCUGAUUCCAUUACUGGGGAUCCAUUCUGUCCUGUUUUCAUUUGUUACUGAUGAGUCUACCUCACGUGGUGCUUUACCCCUGCGCCUCACCAAACUCUUCAUUGACCUCUUCUUUAACUCCUUCCAGGGGCUGUUGGUUGCCAUCUUAUACUGUUUCGUUAACAAAGAGGUUCAGUCUGAGAUUUUAAAAAAGUGGAGACGUUGGACGCUCGGGAGAGACAUCGAGGAAGAGUACCGCCACACGUACAGCCAGACCCUUCAGAUGAAGAGCGGCAGCAUCGUGGUCCACCCCUCCAAUCUGUCCCAACUGCCCGACAUCACCAGCACCACCUCUCGCCUCUGCAGUCCAGAGGAGAAACAGUUGUUGGUCUCCAGCAGUCAGAACGGUGGACAGGGAUGUUUGGGGUUCACCUCCCCGCCACAAAACAGCUCCACUUGCAGUUCAAUAAUAGAUGACAUGGCAGUAGCGGACAGAGCGCAGUGUCUCGGCGCUCCGCAGGGCAACGCCGAAAGCAACCUGUGAGCUGAAGAAGGUGAAGAUCUUUAACCCAAACACUCUCGCUUAGGUGGAGCGAGACGUGUGCGUUUUCUGUGUUUGUGUACCCUGUGUGAAUACGUGACAACCCUUCCAAAGCUCAGUAGGAAACUUGGGAUGGACAGCUGUCUGACAUUUCGUGGUGCUCAGUUGACCCUGUUCCUGACAGGAUCGGUAAUGUGAAGGUGGACAUGUUUUAAGGAUUUACCCAAGUCUUACGUCUAGUCUUGUAAAGUUUUUUUGUGCUAUUGGUGAUUCAAAACGAAGACUCGUCUGGACAAACCAUGCAGGGUCCAAAAAAACUACCACUGCCUUUGACCAAUGGAAUAUCGGAGAUCUACUUAACUCGACUGGUAAAUUUUUCCAGAAAAUGUGAGGUUCGCUUCAACGAAAAAGAAACACAUUGUCUGCUAAAAUGUAAUACCAGCAUGGAUUUCUGUUUUUGGUUCUGGUUUAGGUCUAUUUAAGCUAGCUAUGACAUCAGCACAACUGCAACAUGUUGGGGACUGGAUUUAAACACAACAUAUACUGGUGACCAACAAUGCUGGUCUUUUUAACAGGGUCCUGCUUUUCAUCAUUGAAACAAUUAAAGCUGUUUAUGUUUAGUUUAACGGAAGCGAUCGUAUGCUGCGUACACACCAAACGCAAAGCAUCGUGUUCUUUAUUCUAGAUUACUUGUGUGAUUUAACUUUGUGUCAUGCACAUUUUUUCGUUUUGAAUUUGCGCAAAAAUGCAUUUGAGUGGAAUUACACUAGUUUUCGCGAGUUCGCGUCUAUUUGUGUCUUCGCAUUGACUUUGUAUGUAAUCUAAUCGCGCAAAUCGUUAAAUUCGCGUUUGGUGUGUACGCCCCAUUACAGUUGUUAAAUAAUUGCGCAAAAACGCAUUUGAGGGGAAUUGAACUAUAGUUUUCGUGAGUUUGCGUCUAUUUGCGUCUUUGCAUUGACUUUGUAUGUAAUCUAUUCGCGCAAAUCAUUAAAUUCGCGUUUGGUGUGUACGCCCCAUUACAGUAGUUAAAUAAUUGAGGAGUUCAGAUGCAAAGCCUCGUAACUGUCA